GGUUGCAACAUGGGUGCACAUGUUAUACUACAAAUUGGAAUCUAUUCAUGAUUAGAGCUGGGAAUAAAAGGGAUGCAAUAGCUUUUUCUCUUUUAACACAAACAGUACAAUUACAAUGAUUUUCAUAAGUGCUUGUGAGGCUAUGAGUAUAUCAUUGUACCAUCUGAUUUCAUCAAGCACCAUUUUCAUCGGAAUUUUGUACCUGGUUAUUUGAUAUCGUUUUACUGGAAGCCAUAUUAAAAAUUUCAAUGCGAAACCAAGUUAUAAAACUAUAAAUUGAGUCAAAAAUCCAUUCUAAAGCUUUUGUAUAUUUAGUUUCCCGAAUACUAAUUUCCAACAACUCAAAGAUGUUCAAGAUAUUAUUCCAACUAUUAGCUAUUUCAGCAGCUUUCGUUCUUACAGCACCAGUCAACAAUUCAACUACUGGGAUUUCCAAGCUCAACUCACAGCAAUACAAUGUUGUUCCAUUUGGUCAUGUUGACUUGGACGAUUAUCUUUCAAACUCAACAACUUUUGCUAACCACACCUAUUUGAGUGCACCAGGUUCUCAAAAUGGUUUAGAACGUCGUGGUAGUGUUCAUGCUUGUCAGGGCAGUUUUACCAAAAAGCUAUGUAUCACUGGGUCAAAUGCUGCUAACCUUGUUGGUGCUCUUUGUCAUUCAAUCAGUGUCGCCUUGGAAAUUCAAAGUGGGAAUCAUAACUGUGCUGAUACUGGAGUUCAUUCUGUCAGUGACCAGACUCAAGGAACCGUCUAUUACAAGUACAAGACCACUGGGAAAGGAUGCACUACUACUGCUGAACCAGGGACCAUUGAAGGGGCUCUUCACAAGUUCAUUAAAGAGAAAAACCAGGACAAGAUUUGUGAUUUCGUGUGUAUCAGGUUGACCCAUGGGGGUAACUGGAGUGGGUAUGUUGGAUUGGGAACUAGCCAGGACGCUGUCAAGUACUCACGCUGUGACCAUGAGAUUGGCUCGUGGAGUGCCUGUGUUAACGGUGACAAAGGCGACCGUUGAAGCUAAAUGUUAUAGAUUCAAAUUCAAAUUGUUUAUUUGUAGUUCGCGAAGCCGUUUAUGUCCGUU
Messenger RNA from Hansenula anomala, 1079 nucleotides. RefSeq lists its product as uncharacterized. NCBI's taxonomy places the organism in Eukaryota, Fungi, Ascomycota, Saccharomycetes, Phaffomycetales, Wickerhamomycetaceae. The transcript has a single exon. The record is from RefSeq and is a predicted model, not a curated record. Bases 348 to 1013 code for a protein of 221 amino acids.